GCAAGCGGCCGCCCGGAGGCCCCUGCGCUACGGCCCGACGGCUUGCCCGCCCGGCGCCGGAAGUGAGCUAUUUCACGGCGCCGCCGGGAGCUGCCACGUCUCAGGCCUGGAGCCGCCGCUGCCGCAGCCAUGGUGUCAGUAAUUAACACUGUGGACACCUCCCAUGAGGAUAUGAUUCACGAUGCCCAGAUGGACUACUACGGCACCCGCCUGGCAACCUGCUCAUCAGACAGGUCCGUCAAAAUCUUCGAUGUGCGCAAUGGAGGGCAGAUCCUCAUCGCUGAUCUCAGGGGUCAUGAGGGUCCUGUGUGGCAAGUGGCCUGGGCCCACCCCAUGUACGGCAAUAUCCUGGCAUCCUGCUCUUACGACCGCAAAGUCAUUAUCUGGAAAGAGGAAAAUGGCACCUGGGAGAAGACCCAUGAGCACUCAGGACACGACUCCUCAGUAAACUCUGUGUGCUGGGCCCCCCAUGACUACGGCCUGAUCCUAGCCUGCGGGAGCUCGGACGGGGCUAUCUCCCUACUGACCUACACCGGGGAAGGCCAAUGGGAAGUGAAGAAGAUCAACAAUGCUCACACUAUUGGCUGCAAUGCUGUCAGUUGGGCCCCUGCUGUUGUACCUGGAAGCCUCUUAGACCAGCCAUCAGGACAGAAACCCAAUUACAUCAAGAAGUUUGCCUCGGGUGGCUGUGACAACCUCAUCAAGCUGUGGAAAGAGGAUGAGGACGGCCAGUGGAAGGAGGAACAGAAGCUGGAAGCACACAGUGACUGGGUCCGAGAUGUGGCCUGGGCCCCCUCCAUUGGCCUGCCCACCAGCACCAUCGCCAGCUGCUCCCAGGAUGGUCGUGUGUUUAUCUGGACCUGCGACGAUGCGUCGGGCAACACGUGGUCCCCCAAAUUGCUGCACAAGUUCAAUGAUGUCGUUUGGCAUGUGAGCUGGUCCAUCACAGCCAACAUUCUGGCCGUCUCUGGCGGGGACAAUAAGGUGACCUUGUGGAAAGAGUCUGUUGACGGGCAGUGGGUGUGCAUCAGUGACGUCAACAAAGGCCAGGGCUCCGUGUCAGCUUCAGUCACAGAGGGCCAGCAGAACGAGCAGUGACCAGACAGGUGGGGCCAGGCUCCCCCACCUGCCAGCUCCAGGACUGCCCUUUCCUGGGCCAACUGACCAAACAACUGGGAAGAGCUCCCAACUCCAACAAGAUUAUUUUCCCAGGAAUGCCACAGUUUGAUCAUCUGCCUUAACAUGAUUUGAUAUGGUUCAUAAAUUUACUGUCCAGCUGAAAGUACUCAUGAAGAAGAAACUACAAAUGAUCCUCAAAUCUAUUAUUUUAAAAUAUUUUUGGUCAUUUUUAUGUACCUUUGGGUUCAGGCAUUAUUGGGGGAGGGAUGUUUCCAAAGUAAUUAAAGUCAUGUUGCUU
Messenger RNA from Nycticebus coucang (slow loris), 1417 nucleotides. It is a transcript of the gene SEC13, whose product is annotated as SEC13 homolog, nuclear pore and COPII coat complex component. Gene Ontology annotation, biological process: positive regulation of TOR signaling; protein import into nucleus; COPII-coated vesicle budding. Gene Ontology annotation, cellular component: COPII vesicle coat; nuclear pore outer ring. Lineage: Eukaryota; Metazoa; Chordata; Mammalia; Primates; Lorisidae. Gene Ontology annotation, molecular function: structural molecule activity; protein binding. The record is from RefSeq and is a predicted model, not a curated record. The transcript has 9 exons. Bases 130 to 1098 code for a protein of 322 amino acids.